UUUAGAAGUCAUUAAGCCGUUUUGUGCUGUUCUACCUGAAAUCCAAAAGCCAGAAAGAAAGAAAGUCAAGCCAUUGCUGCUUUGCUGUCAUCUCUGCUUCCAAAUAAACACACAUUAGAACCGUGGUGUGCAGAAGAGCAUCUCUGAGUGUACAACAUAACAAACCUUGAAGUGGAUGUGCUACGGCAGUAGAAGACCUCAUCUGGUUCCACCUCUGUGACCACUUUAUUAGAUCCAGUUCAGAGAGAAAGUAUUGUGGACGGCUAUUACACUCUUCAUAUUCCUAGUAUGUUGCCAGAUCCCAUUGUUUGGCAUCAUGUCUUCGGACUCUGCAGAUCCAUUCUAUUGGAUGAGGGUUAUACUGGCAUCAAACAGAGGAACCUUAAUGGAACUCGGUAUCUCUCCCAUUGUAACCUCUGGUCUAAUUAUGCAGCUGCUUGCCGGAGCAAAAAUCAUUGAAGUUGGUGACACACCUAAGGAUCGAGCACUCUUCAACGGUGCUCAGAAGUUAUUUGGGAUGAUCAUCACCAUCGGUCAGGCCAUUGUGUAUGUAAUGACCGGCAUGUAUGGAGAUCCAGCAGAAAUGGGAGCUGGCAUCUGUCUGCUCAUCAUUAUACAGCUGUUCGUAGCUGGGUUGAUCGUUCUGUUACUAGACGAACUGUUGCAGAAGGGUUACGGACUGGGUUCAGGCAUCUCCUUGUUCAUUGCCACAAACAUCUGUGAGACCAUCGUGUGGAAGGCUUUUAGCCCCACCACCAUCAACACCGGCAGGGGCACUGAGUUUGAAGGUGCCGUAAUUGCACUCUUCCAUCUCUUGGCAACACGGCAAGACAAGGUCCGGGCUCUGCGGGAAGCCUUCUACCGCCAAAACCUGCCCAAUCUCAUGAACCUCAUUGCCACCAUCUUUGUGUUUGCUGUCGUUAUCUACUUUCAGGGGUUCCGAGUAGACCUGCCUAUCAAAUCAGCUCGAUACCGUGGCCAGUACAGCAGCUACCCCAUAAAGCUGUUCUACACGUCAAACAUCCCCAUUAUUCUUCAGUCUGCUCUCGUGUCCAACCUCUACGUCAUCUCUCAGAUGCUGUCUGUCCGUUUCAGUGGUAACUUCCUGGUCAACCUGCUGGGUCAGUGGGCUGACGUGAGUGGAGGUGGUCCUGCUCGCUCCUAUCCAGUUGGUGGCCUCUGCUACUACCUCUCUCCUCCGGAAUCCAUCAGCGCUGUGUUCGAGGACCCCAUUCACGUCACAGUGUACAUCAUAUUUAUGCUUGGAUCGUGUGCUUUCUUCUCUAAGACUUGGAUAGACGUUUCUGGUUCUUCUGCUAAAGAUGUUGCGAAGCAGCUUAAGGAACAACAGAUGGUAAUGCGAGGCCACAGGGAGACCUCGAUGGUCCAUGAACUCAAUAGAUACAUUCCGACAGCCGCUGCUUUUGGUGGCCUUUGUAUUGGAGCACUUUCUGUCCUGGCGGAUUUUCUCGGAGCGAUUGGAUCUGGGACCGGAAUCCUACUUGCUGUUACCAUCAUCUAUCAGUAUUUUGAAAUCUUUGUGAAGGAACAGGCUGAGGUUGGAGGAAUGGGUGCGUUGUUCUUCUGAAUUGCCAAAACAUGAAAGGUUUUAUUUAUGGAGUUUUUUUCCCCCCUGCCACAUUUAAUGCCAUUUCUGUGUAAACGGAAUUGUUUUCCAUGUCUAUGUCAGUCUUUUAGCCCCCUCUACGAGACAGCAAAAUUCUUUGCGUGGAGCACUGUGCUGGCUGUACUUGCAUUCUUUAGUUCCAUGUUGCAAAACAGUGCUUUGUAGGAUGUUACGACAUGACCACAGGCCCUGGGAUACACCUGUUCAAUACCCAUGCCAAUUUCAGUUUACUUAUGGAGACAUCAUGUCACUCAUGACAGUGUCCUUACUUUCUUGUAAGUGUACGUAGAUUCGGCAUGUCAUCGAAAACUGACAAAUUCUAUAGAUGCACAGUGGUGCAUAUUUUGACUGGUUCUGUCACACCCUGGUAUGGAAACACCAAUGCCCAGGAACAGAAAAGCCUACAAAAAGUGGUGGACGCAGCCCAGUCCAUCACAGGCAAAGACCUCCCACCAUCGAAUAAGUUGGCAAGGAGUCCUGUCACAAGAAAGCAGCAUCCAUAUCAAGACCACCACCUUCUAGGACAUGUUCUUGCUGCUGCCAUUAGGAAGGAGAGCAGGAGCCUUGGGUCCCACAUGACCAGGUUCAGGAACAGUUCUCUCUCAUCAGGCUCCUGAAUCGGCAUGGAUAACUUCACUCACCUCAACUCAGAACUGAUUCCACAACCUAUGGACUCACUUCCAAGGACUCUAUAACUCAUGUUCCCAGUAUUAUUUAUUUUAUUUUUUAAAUUUGCCCCUCAUGUCUUCUGCACAUUGGUUUCAGUCUUUGUAGUUUUUCACUCAUUCUGUUGCAUUUCUUUGUUAUGCUGUGAAUGCCUGCAAGAAAAUGAAUUUCGAGGUAGUAUGUGGUGAUGUAUAUGUACUUUGAUAAUAAAUUUUCAAUAAAUUUUAAUAGCAGGAGGAUUUUGGCUGUUUAAAAUUAUGCAUUUCAAAUUGUUAAGUAAAACCAUGAAAGCACAAUGUUUUAGAAAUAUGAUUAUAUUUUAGUCUAUCACCCAUUUACUCAAUGCAAUGUUUUGUUUUCUUCAUGUAUAUACCUGUGGCAUCUGGCACUGCCUACUAGUUAUUCAAUGCUUGUGUGUAGAUUACAGGUCCUAACCACUUGCCUAUACCAGGCAGCUAAUCUGUGCCAAACUUGUUCAUGUAAAUGUUGGUACCCUACACUGUGGGGUUUGUAUGUGCACUAAAUGGAUUAUUUUAUUUAUUAUGUAUUAAAUGUGAAUAUGAAUAGUUGA
Messenger RNA from Mobula hypostoma (lesser devil ray), 2864 nucleotides. Its product is annotated as protein transport protein Sec61 subunit alpha. Gene Ontology annotation, biological process: SRP-dependent cotranslational protein targeting to membrane, translocation; post-translational protein targeting to membrane, translocation. The coding region runs from base 317 to 1588 and encodes 423 amino acids. Lineage: Eukaryota; Metazoa; Chordata; Chondrichthyes; Myliobatiformes; Myliobatidae. Gene Ontology annotation, molecular function: ribosome binding; transmembrane protein transporter activity; signal sequence receptor activity. Gene Ontology annotation, cellular component: membrane; Sec61 translocon complex. The record is from RefSeq and is a predicted model, not a curated record. The transcript is spliced from 12 exons.